CCAGACUUUGCGUAGUAGUGGUUUCUCGGAGAGCGAUACACCAAGAACAACUCCCACAAGCCCGUGCUGCGCGGUAUCGAGUAAUGUCGUGCACGAGUCAAAAGUAGCGAGCUAACAGCCAUGCCAGUCCAGGAAGGUAGCUCUGAUCGCCAGCCUUAUUCCACCUCAUAUGGGACCUCGUAUUGGAAUCUGGAUGUCUGCUCCUUCAUCAGCGUCCCAUAAGUAAUAGAGACAGGUCCCCAACAGGGACCUCCUUCUUGCAUUCGUUCAUUUUCGCCAUGGCAUCUCUGCGUGACUUACUCCUGGCCGUCAUCAAAUCGCUUUUCCGAGGCCGAUCAUUUCUCCAAGCUUUGUUAGCUUUCUGGACAACCUCGACUGAGUCCUCACCAACCCUACGUGAACCAGCCAGCAAGGAUGGCUCAACCUCUAUCAGCGAUUUCCUCGCAAAAGCCGAGAGUUUGCUUUUGGAUCCUACUCAACCAGACAAGCGUAGAGCUCUGUCUCAAAAGCUGAAGCUUGAGUUUCGUGAGGGCCUCCUCUCCAAUCCGGCUUGCAUGCUUCCAUCGUACCAUACCGAGCUUCCCACGGGAGAUGAGUCGGGUCAAUAUCUGGCUGUUGACGUUGGGGGCUCAACCUUGCGAGUUGCUCUGGUGGACCUCAAGGGCAGAGGUUCUUCAGGAGGUCCAGAGAGCGUCAUCGUCAGCAUUGACACCUUCAAUAUCGACAAUGAUAUCAGAGCAUUGAAAGGCAGAGCCUUUUUUAACUGGAUGGCUGAGAAAAUCUACCAAACUGUGGCAAAAGACAGCAGGCAGGGUCACUGUGCUGAUGACCCGUUAUUGCUUGGGUUGUCGUGGAGCUUUCCAAUUGAACAACCCGCCCCCCAAACCUACCUCCUCCGCCCCAUGGGAAAAUCCUUCCACGCCGCCGACGGCCUCUUGAACCAAAACCUCUCCUCCAUACUCCAAACCUCUUGCCUCCACCACAACCUACACGUCUCCCUUUCAGCCAUAGUAAACGACGCCUCCGCCACGCUCCUCUCCGCAGCUUACUCCCACCCCUCAACCACAACCUUCGGUCUAAUCCUCGGCACAGGCGUUAACAUCGCCGCCUACCUCCCCGUCACCACCAUCAGCCCCUCCAAACUCCCCCCCCGUCCCCAAACCCUCGCCACUCACGUAGUAGUAAACACAGAACUCGGCAUGUUCGGCGGCCCCUCCCUCCCCUCAACAAAAUGGGACAAGACCCUCAAAGCUUCCCACCCAAGACCAGACUUUCAGCCCCUGGAGCAUCUCGUCAGCGGGUUCUACCUCGGCGAGGUGGCCAGGUUGAUUUUGGUCGAUGCAAUCCACGAAACGGGGGCAUUCGGCGGGGUUGUCCCAGAUUCUUUAGCGAGGGAAUACACCCUCGAUGCAAAGACUCUAUCUCUUCUCGAAAGUGACCCUUUCCACUUCCAAACCCUCCACCCUUCCCCCUACCCCCCCUCCCGAACCGACCUCGCCCUCCUCACCUCAAUCGCCUCCCUCAUAACCCAACGCUCAGCCUCCAUCCUCGCCGCCUCCCUCCACGCACUUCACGAAAUAAACCUCGAAGCUUCUUCCCCUCAAAACCAACCCCAGAAGACAACAACAAUAGCCUACACCGGCUCUGUGAUAGAGCACUACCCCCACUACCUCUCCCACUUGCAAUCCUACCUCGACCAACUAACCCUCAACACACCCACCACCUUUAAGCUCGUCCCCGCAAAACAAAGUUCAGUUUUGGGUGCAGCAGUGGCGUUGGCUUGUCUGGAUAAGCAAAGCACGAGAUCCUGAAAAGCCAAAAAGGCCACAAUACAAAAAGCUGAUGAUUAACGCCCCC
Messenger RNA from Podospora pseudopauciseta, 1857 nucleotides. It is a transcript of the gene NAG5, whose product is annotated as N-acetylglucosamine kinase 1. Bases 279 to 1811 code for a protein of 510 amino acids. The record is from RefSeq and is a predicted model, not a curated record. The transcript has 3 exons. Lineage: Eukaryota; Fungi; Ascomycota; Sordariomycetes; Sordariales; Podosporaceae. Gene Ontology annotation, biological process: carbohydrate phosphorylation; intracellular glucose homeostasis; glucose 6-phosphate metabolic process. Gene Ontology annotation, cellular component: cytosol; mitochondrion. Gene Ontology annotation, molecular function: D-glucose binding; fructokinase activity; glucokinase activity.